Molecule: messenger RNA, 883 nt
Organism: Onthophagus taurus
Lineage: Eukaryota; Metazoa; Arthropoda; Insecta; Coleoptera; Scarabaeidae
Biological process (GO): tRNA-type intron splice site recognition and cleavage
Cellular component (GO): tRNA-intron endonuclease complex
Source: RefSeq, a predicted model, not a curated record
GUGAGGUUAUGUGUCAGAAAAUGGAUACGUUCAUUAAUGCGUGAUUCAUAACCUCACUUUAUUUUAAUUAUUUAUUUAUUAAAAUGGAUCAAAAUAUAAACGAUUACGCAAAAUCGUUAAUUGAAGCACAUCAAAAACCGAUUGUGAGAUUAAAUAUUGGAGGGGUAAAAAGGUUUUUACCUCAAAAUGAUAAUAAUGAGCCAAUAAAUAAUAAUUUGGAGGUUUUAAAAAGAACGUUAAGCUUCCCUAGAGUCGAUAGAAGAAAUCUGAGAUCGCAAGGAUUAUAUCUGCCACAAGAACGCCUCAUUUUAAUCAAAAAAUUGCACAAUAUACAGAACGUGGGGUUUCGAAACAAAUCUGGGAUGUAUUUCAACUUGGAAGAAGCUUUGUACUUUUUAGAAACUAAUCGAUUAGAAGUUUUUUGGAACAACACUCCGAUUAGUAUCCAACAAGCUUAUUAUUUAUUCAUAGAUGAUUUAUUAACAUUAGAUAGAUACAAAGUUUACAAAAAAUGUAUGACUCACAGCUUUCAAGUGGCACGAUUUAAAGAACAUGAAGAACCCCCUUUAAAAAAACCUAAAUUAAUCGAUCAAAAUGAAGAAAAAAACGAAAAAAUGAUAGAUAUUUUUAAACAAUUAAAAGAAAAAGCUCCAAAACAAGUUGAAAAUGUCAAUGUUCAACAAAUCCCAGUUUAUUCUUGUAUUAAUCCGAGACAAACUGAUUUAAACAACAAAUAUAACGUGCAUAUAGUUAACCAAGAAAUGGACCCCAAAAUAGGUUUUUACGCGGAAAAUGUCCCAAAUUUAUUUGCAAUAACAACAAACGACGAUAUUCCUUUAUAUAGAAUAAGUAAAGUGUCUUUACCAUGUUUAUUUUAAUAAAA